Messenger RNA from Triplophysa dalaica, 5186 nucleotides. RefSeq names its product acid-sensing (proton-gated) ion channel 2 (gene asic2). The transcript is spliced from 10 exons. Gene Ontology annotation, biological process: sodium ion transmembrane transport. Gene Ontology annotation, cellular component: membrane. Gene Ontology annotation, molecular function: ligand-gated sodium channel activity. The record is from RefSeq and is a predicted model, not a curated record. Lineage: Eukaryota; Metazoa; Chordata; Actinopteri; Cypriniformes; Nemacheilidae. Bases 1300 to 2994 code for a protein of 564 amino acids.
GUGCGGAGAGAGCAGAAGCGACAGAGCAGGAGAAGUGAAUGGAUGGAGUGACCCAAGAGGAGGAGAGCGGUGCUGAGCGGACACACCGACAGCGCGCGAAAACUAGAACACGCGCGGCGGCAACAGACGGGCUAUUAAACCGCGGAACGCGAAGCGGAGCGCACACACGGAAUGACUUCUGACGUCCCCCCCUCUCUCUCUCUCUCGCACGACCAAAGACUUUCAGACGACGAUAAAGGACGAGAGGAGGAGGACGAGAUUUAAGAGGAGGAGCGAACGUGCUUUGAUUGACAGUGCAGGCGGGGCGCGCGGACAAUUUUAAGACUUGAUUUUGUUUUGGAGAUUUGGAUGGAUAUUUUUAGCGGAGAGAGAAACUCGAGGAUAAAAGGAGUAGAAGAUAAAAGAAGGAUGGGAAAAGAGACUGAGUGAGAUGCUGAAUUCAGACUUUGUCAGAACAGAUACAACAUCAGCAGCGUUCAGCUUUCCUGCAGGCACGAGGCGGUGUGUGCGCGCGCGCUUAUAAAUGUAAACGUGUGUGUGUGUGUGUGUGUGUAGCAUGAAGAACGACCUCUCUCACUCUCACCAGGUUUGUUAUUCAUGUGAGAGAUAGUAUGGCUGAGAGUCAGCUUCAAGAAAAAAGUAAAAGUGAGUUCGUUUUAGAGUGUGCCGGUGAAAGCAGAUCUAGCUAGUGUUUGUGGGACCCUCACAUGACCGUGGAGAAUUUCACCAGCAGGUCAGCCUCCCAGAAGGCUCCCUCCAAUCCUUGUCUUUUUUGUUGGCCCUCUGCCAAUGUCUCGGUUCAUCCGACCCUUCUCUUUUUCAUUAUGUUCUGUUACAAUUAUCUGUCUUGUAUCUGUUGAAUCUUUUCUCUCAUUAGGAUCACUUCCUGCUUCAUUUGUUCGGUUUCGCUCCCUUGGACUGCUGCAGAGAGAGAGGCUUGAUGGAGACCGCAAAACAGUGAUCUCGAACUGUGAGCAUCCGGAGAGAUAGGGAGAGAGUUUUAGAGAGAGAAUAAAGGAAAUAGCCUGGGGAUUUUGCCUAGGGGGUAAUAUUGUGUUGCCAGUGGGUAUGAAGACACAUACAAAAUUUGGGUUUCCUUAGGGAGCAGUGUGAAUUCAUUCUAUUCAGAAACAAGCUUCUGUAUGCUUUACAUAAUAUUAACAAUAGACUAUGAUGUUUAAAAGUGCAUUAUUUUGAUCUAACCUUGUGUAGUUGCUUAGUGAGUGUGCCUUGGCGUUUAACGACAUAUUAGUAUUCAGGUAGUCAGUGUUGUGGCUCUCUCUGUCCUGCUGGAGCCCCAUGAGGCCCCCGGCCGUGGAGGCCUGGCUGGGAGAUGAAGCCUUCCCCCCUGCUGCCCUAGCAGCUCUGUGGGCCCUCAUGGCUCUGGAAGGCCGUUGUCUGCGCCCUGCUUCACCCACACCGGGCCAGCGCAGGGCCCGCCGUCGUCCUGUCCGUUCCAGAGCAACGCGGGACGGUUUGUCACACCUAACCACCACCCUCCUGACACGGACUCGCCUGCACGGUUUACGGCACGUCUGCUCCCCAUCAAUUUCUCUCAGCCGUCGGGCAUUUUGGUUUUUGGCGUUAUGUACUUCUCUGGGUCUUCUGUUGUCUUGGUCAUCAAAUCGCCUGCUUCACUGGCUAGCCUUCCCUACCCACACAAGAGUACACACGGAGUGGGCGAGAGAACUCGCCUUUCCUACGGUCACCAUCUGUAACAAUAACCCAGUGCGCUUGUAUCACCUCACCAAGAGUGAUCUGUACUUUGCGGGUCACUGGCUGGGACUGCUGCUAGCCAAUCGGACGGCCAGGCCCCUGGUGCUGGACCUGCUUCAAGAUGACAAGCAGGCCUGGUUCAGCAAGCUCUCAGAUUUCCGUCUUUUCCUGCCACCGCGGCGUUUCGAGGGCACCAGCUUGGAGUUCAUGGACCGUCUGGGUCACCAGCUGGAGGAUAUGCUGCUGGGAUGCAAGUACCGCGGAGAACCCUGUGGAGCUCACAACUUCUCCACGGUGUUUACACGCUAUGGGAAGUGUUACAUGUUUAAUGCUGCAGAAGAAGGCAAGACUUUGAGGACCACAAUGAAAGGAGGAACAGGGAAUGGUCUGGAGAUCAUGUUAGACAUCCAGCAAGAUGAGUACCUACCUGUGUGGGGGGAAACAGAAGAGACAGCGUUUGAAGCAGGUGUGAGGGUGCAGAUCCACAGUCAGGCGGAGCCUCCUUUCGUGCAUGAACUUGGUUUUGGAGUCUCCCCGGGCUUUCAGACCUUUGUGGCAACCCAGGAACAGAGACUGACCUACCUUCCUCCUCCGUGGGGCGAGUGUGUGUCCAGAGCCCUGGAUUCGGGCCUUUUCCAAGUGUACAGCGUCUCCGCCUGUCGAAUAGAGUGUGAGACACGCUACAUUGUUGAGAACUGCAACUGCAGGAUGGUAUACAUGCCAGGUGAUUCACCGUACUGCACACCUGAGCAGUAUAAAGACUGUGCUGAACCUGCUCUUGCUGCUCUGUCGUCUGUUGAAGGCACUAACUGCAUCUGCCGGAGCUCCUGUAACAUGACCCGAUACAACAAAGAGCUCUCCAUGGUCAAGAUCCCUAGCAAGACCUCUGCACGCUACCUGGAGAAGAAGUUCAACAGAUCUGAGAAGUACAUCACGGACAAUAUCCUAGUUCUGGAUGUUUUCUUCGAGGCUCUGAAUUAUGAGACCAUAGAACAGAAGAAGGCCUAUGAGGUGGCAGGUCUACUAGGUGAUAUUGGAGGUCAGAUGGGCUUGUUUAUCGGCGCGAGCAUCCUCACCAUUCUGGAGCUCUUUGAUUAUGCGUAUGAGGUGGUGAAGGAAAGGCUGUUGGACAUGUUGAACCGAGAAGAGGAGGAAGAGAGUCAUGGAGAGGAUGUGAGUACCUGUGAUCCAGUAGUGAAUCACUCUGAAUCAAUUAGUCACACAGUCAGCGUCCCCCUGCAGACCACCCUGGGCACCCUCGAGGAGAUAGCCUGCUGAGUGCAUUUACUCUCAACACCACCAGGGAGAGCCAGGUAUUCUGCCUCUCGCUCCUUAAAGACAGACUUAGGACCCAUUGGGGCCAAGAGAAGGGAAAACAAGGGGUUGAGUCUCUUUUUCUUUCAAACUUUCAAAACUUGUGAUAUCAUCUGGCACAAACAAGACAACCCGAAGCCAAGGAGCUUCUUUAGCAACACAAGGACCUCGGCGUUUCUCACAAACACCAUCUGUUUGAUCUGGACUCAUGAAGGAUACCAGAAGCUUGUGGACCUGUCAGGACAACCGCUUGUAAACAAAAACACGAGCAUGUGGGGAACUGCAAAUGCACAUGGCCUCAGUGUGCUCUCGUGUUCAGCCUGGCCAUUUUGAAGUCUACUGCCAAAACACUGUAAAUUAUUAACCACAGAAAAUGUUGUGAAACUGUUCUAACUGUGCAUGUGUCAAUUUCAUCCGUUACGAUACGGUUUUCUCAAUCGUCGUCCUCUGGCACACAGAGACUGUACUGCCUUCUUGUGCUGUUCGUUUGCUAUGUGUUUCUGCAUUUGAAUUGGCUUGUUUAGGGAUCAAUGAUGCAUCAUAAAACCAAAAGCAUCAACAUUUUUUACUUCUUUUUAGCAGAGCCUAAAAAACGUUUCCAUUUUGACCCUCAAGCUAGAUACCUGAUGUGAUCCUCCAUACACCCGAUUAAGGCUGUCAUUGUUGAGAAACACAUAAACAGCAAUUUUCAAUGAUAAAAGGACGUUCAUGCUGUCAUAUACCUGUCCAUCUUUUAACAGGAAUAUCGCAGACAUGAAGAAUUAAGAGAUUUAUCAUUGUCUCAUGAGUCCAGCUCUUCAUGUGUGCUGAAGUUUGUAACACUAUAAUUGUUAUUUGAUAUUUACUACCGUGCCACAGUGUUUUUUGAUAAUUGACAAUAGCCCGUUUAAAGGUGUGGUUGUGUUUCUUUUGCUCUAAAUGUAAGAUUCUUUUCUCAUGAGUAUAUACAUGAGCUGACCCAUUCCUCCUUUAAUUUGUACAGUAUUUGAGCCACAACUCAUCAACCGAGGGACAAAAUAUUCUCGCAGAACAUUCGUUGGUUAGUCCCGGGUGAGAAGAGCAAGCUUGUACCCUGAUUGCAUUUCUCCAAAACACGCUCCACCUCAAUAUUCAAUAUAAUAAUAACAACCGGCAUAGAUUAGCCACAAAUAAAAGCUUGUCAAAGCUUCUAGCUUGUGAGUAUUUUGAACAAAUUGUUGUGGGACACAAAGUCCCCUUACAGAGUACCGCAGUUACACUGCACAUUUGUUGACAAGCUCCUAAAUCUUACAAAUAAAUAAAUAUAAGCAUAUUGGAUUUGUUUAUUAAACACAGGCUUUUAUCAGAAUUCCAAAGAUGACCCUGGGAAUUCUUGUCGAAUUUUGUUAUUUUGACCUUAGAGAGUAUGCAAAUAUCAUUCAUAAAUAUCCAUGUGAAGCUAUUUUUGUGUAGUUAUUUUUCCAUGUCUCCUUCUGGGGCAUCAUAACUUUGAAGACUGAUUUGCCCCUAAUGUCUUAUAAUGCACAAUUUAAAAUUGGAAACAAUUUUUGCCACAUGGAUUAGAUGAAUGUGGAUGUAUGUGUUGCAGUACCUGUUGUUUGUUGCACGUGACAGAGCCAUAUUAUUGUUUUAAGGCAAACAAACGUUGCUUAAUGUUGUUACGUUUCGUUCUAUGAAAACAGCGCUGGGUGGUACAUGCAGAUAUCCCGUCUGGAAACUCUUCUGAUUUGUGAAGUAUGGUAUCAGUGUACAUUUUGUAACAAUAGACCAGUUGGAUACAAUUUGCAGUUUCAUCAAAUGUAAUGGGCCGUGGAGGAUAAACAACUCUUAUCUUUAUUUGUUAUAAAUUGUGAUGAUUUCUAGACCUGUAACAAAGAUACAUCUGUAAGCCUCACCAGGUUCCAAGCAAGUGCAGAAGAAAAAAUCAACUGACAUGAAUAAACCUACGGCACCAGUGUAAAAUGUACUCGACAACGAACGGUUAUGUGAAAACCUUCAUAAUGUCAAAUAAUUUUAGAAGACUUUCUUGCCAUGUGGAAAAAACACCAAAGGGCAGUCACAUCACCUUUGCUAUUUUCUCAUUAGUAGAAACCAGACAGGUUGAUGGUUUCUAACCCCAAAGGUAUUUGCAACAGUACCUCAGACUUUAGAGAUGAACACAAUAAAAGCUAAAUGGA